AUCAUUUCCAUAAACACAACAGAACACACUUCCAAUAAGCAAACCAAAUCAAACACAAAAACCAAACCUUCUUCUUUAUUCAUGAAUCCAUGAUUUCCAGCCAAAUUCACGUGUUUCGCUCUGCAUUUCGCGUUCUCAGAUAUCCAUUCACAAACUCACCAAACGCGCGUCCUUUGCUUUUGCUCCAUCCCAACACAAACGCUUCCUUCUGCCCCUCACCAACCACCCUUUGUUCUUCACUCACUGACGACUCCUUUUCCACUCCAAAACCAAACCAGUUGGGCUACAAUCCUUCAGAGGAACUGUUCGAGCUGGAGGAGGAGCUCAAACCAAGCAAGGGCAAGUCUCAUGCACCAGAACCAAGGUCCUGGUUUGGUCCAAAUGGACAGUAUAUCAGGGAGCUACCUUGUCCGAGUUGCCGAGCAAGGGGUUAUACACCUUGUACAGAGUGUGGAAUAGAAAGAUCAAGACCAGACUGUCCAAAAUGUUAUGGAAAGGGUAUAUUGACUUGCCACCAAUGCUCUGGAGAUCGUGUUAUAUGGGAGGAAUCAAUUGAUGAAAAACCAUGGGAGAGGGCCCAUUCUAUUUCCCCACUUAAAGUUAAGGAAGAUGAUGAAGUUGACAAAUUAGAAAUAAAGCUAGAUGUGAAGAAAAAAUCCAAGCGUGUUUACCAAUCACCACCUCCAGAAGUUGGAUUAAAGAUUAGUCGUUCAUUGAAAAGUCUGAAUGCCAAAACUGGUCUGUUUAGCAACCGAAUGAAGAUUAUUCACCAGGAUCCCAAGCUUGAGGCACAGCGUGUGGCUGCUAUCAAGAAAGCCAAGGGAACUGUUGCAGCAAGGAGACACACUUCCAAUACCAUGAAAGCUUUCUUUAGUGAUCCAAUAAACCGACAGAAAAGGAGCAUGGCCAUGAAGGGAGUAAAAUUCUACUGCAAAAACUGUGGACGUGAAGGACAUAGGAGAUACUACUGUCCAGAACUCAAGGAUACCUUGAUUGAUCGGCGAUUCAUGUGUAGGGUCUGUGGGGAAAAGGGUCACAACAGAAGAACAUGUAGAAUGAUAAGGGUAAGCCAUAGCAAUGAGAGAAUGAUAAAACAGAAUCAGUGUAGGGUCUGUGGGGAAAAGGGCCACAACAGAAGAACUUGUUGGAAGUUAAGGAUAAGCGGUAGAAAUGGGAGAGUGAUAAAACACCGCAAGUGUAAAGUAUGUCACCAAUUCGGCCAUAACCGCAGAACCUGUCCUCAAGUUGUUCCUAGUAAAAGAAAAACGGUCUCUCGAAGGCAAUACAAGUGUAGGUUGUGCAAGAAAAAGGGACAUAACAGUAGGACAUGUCCAAGUAAGACACAUGUUACUGAACAUCCUCAAGAUUAAUAAUCACAAGAAUGUUAAGCUAUGUCUUGUUGUGUACACUAAUCAGAACAGGAAGAGCUAUAUAUAUUGUGCUUGCUCUUGUUAUCUAUCUGCAA
This is a messenger RNA of Vigna unguiculata (cowpea), 1465 nucleotides long. Its product is annotated as zinc knuckle (CCHC-type) family protein. Lineage: Eukaryota; Viridiplantae; Streptophyta; Magnoliopsida; Fabales; Fabaceae. The record is from RefSeq and is a predicted model, not a curated record. Gene Ontology annotation, molecular function: zinc ion binding; nucleic acid binding.